Messenger RNA from Vespa crabro (European hornet), 4077 nucleotides. RefSeq names its product A disintegrin and metalloproteinase with thrombospondin motifs 12-like. The coding region runs from base 525 to 3962 and encodes 1145 amino acids. Lineage: Eukaryota; Metazoa; Arthropoda; Insecta; Hymenoptera; Vespidae. Gene Ontology annotation, biological process: proteolysis; extracellular matrix organization. The record is from RefSeq and is a predicted model, not a curated record. Gene Ontology annotation, cellular component: extracellular matrix. The transcript has 17 exons. Gene Ontology annotation, molecular function: metalloendopeptidase activity.
CGGAUUUCGUAUCAUCAUUUCAUUCGUCCUUAUUCGAACGAACUCAACGAUAAUCUAUCCUAUUAUAUAUUUCGUACACGUGUAUUUGGCAUUUCCAUGACAAAUGCGUACUGGUCCUGUUUCUCUAUCUCUCUCUUUUUCUCUCUUUUUCUCGUCAUUAUUUUUUUUUUAUCACUUUAUUUUAUCAUCAAGCAAUUUUCGCUUGGAAUGUAUCAAUAAGGAUAUUUAGACGAUCUUUCUUGUUCGAUUUUUUAUUUUUUUAUUUUUUUUUAUAUUUAUAUUUAUAUCUACUCCGAAUCAUAGAUAAUAUCUAUUGAAUUUAUGGAUCACAUAUACAUAAUUUAAGAAUUAUUAAAAUCAAUUUAGAAACAAACGAACAAAACAAAAUAUUAUCCAUUGAGUUAAAUUUUUUUUCUUCAUAUUCAAUCGCUCCUUGAAAUUUAUUAUAAUUUUAAGUAACGAUCGAACUUGACCGACGUUAUAAAUUUUGAAAGGGAAUAAAAAUAAAUAAGAAGUAUUAUCGAAUGAACAGGUAUACGAGGGACGUUCACGAUCCAGAUAUUUUAAUACCACGUCGAGUACACGAGGAUGGUAGCUUCAAUACGUACAACCUACCGAAUUUUUACGAUCGUCGUGAAAUCGGCGAACGUAGCAAGAGAUCGGUGGAUCCUUAUGUAUUGCACUUGGUAUUGCCCUUUAACGGGAUUGAUCAUCACGUGGAAUUGAGACCAUACCAUGAAUUCAUUUCGCCGCAAAUGGUCGUAGAAACGCGAUCGGCCGGUAUUGGUGUUGCCAGUAAUCUCAAUGAGGCCUUGAGAUUUAAAAGAGCCUCGGAUCAUCAAUGCCAUUAUCGAGGUAUUGUCAGAGGCCAUGACAAUUCCAGGGCAGCAUUAUCCCUUUGCGAUGGUGUGGCUGGUUACGUGCAAACUAAUCACGGAAGAUACUUUAUCGAACCGAUGAACGAAGUCAAGCCCGAACUGGACGGCCAACACGUUCACAUUGCAUAUAAGAGAGAUGCGCCACAUGAAAAACAGAACAACGGAAAGGAUUCAACGAAAGGACAUUGUGGAACCAAAGACGACUGGGAAAGUUCAUGGGCUGAACAACUGGCCAAGUUACAACGACGAAUAGAAAGAAAUAAUACUUUGGGAUCGAAACGUGCUACAGGAACUUCAGGCACUCACAGUAUUCAUCGUUUCAUCGAAGUCGGUUUAGUAGCUGACAGAAGAUUUCUUGAUUUUCACAAUAAUACUAAUUACGAGCAAUACUUGUUAACGAUAAUGAAUAUGGUAUCGGAUUAUUAUCAUGACAGUUCUAGUGGUAAUCAGAUAGACGUCGUUGUCGUACGUAUUAUUUAUUUGGAAAAGGAAAAGGAAGAGAUAGACUUGCUAAUAAGUCCGGCGGCCGAGGAUACUCUGGACAGUUUUGCCAAAUGGGCGGAGAAAGUGAAUCCGAAGGAUCACAAACAUCCUAAUCACUAUGACAUUGCUGUACUCGUGACUAGGUAUGACAUUUGUUCGGAAGGGACCAAUUGCGAUUUGAUGGGUCUUGCUUUCGUUGCGACUGCCUGUGAUCCGUCAAAAGCUGCUUGCAUCAACGAGGAUAGCGGAUUGUUGCUUGGAGUUGUGAUAGCACAUGAAGUUGGUCACGUAAUGGGUUGUUCUCACGACACUGAGGAAAUAAGUGGCUGUAAGAAGGAAGACAAAGAUGGAAGUUUUUUUAUUAUGUCACCCGUUGUCUUUAUCUUUACUAUCAGAUGGUCGACCUGUAGUAGAAGAUUUAUAACUUCGUAUUUGGAGAGCGGCCUGGGAGAUUGUUUGAACGACGAUCCAAGAAGUCCUGGAGCAAAAUAUUCUUAUCCUAACAUGUUACCCGGCGCCAUGUACGGUUCUGAAUUUCAAUGUCAGAUGGAAUUUCCUGGAUCUAAGACUUGCCAGUCUAGUAAGUUCAGCGAUUGUUCCGCUCUUUGGUGUUUGACCAACACAAGUUGUUAUUCCCUUGGUACUCCGAAGGCUGACGGAACGAAGUGCGGUGAGAACAAGUGGUGCGUUCACAAGAAAUGCGUGGAUAUAGGCUCCCGUCCUGCAGCAGUGAACGGCGGAUGGGGUGCAUGGGGUCCUAUGAGUUCUUGUAGCAGGACUUGCGGUGGUGGCGUUAAAUAUUCUGAGAGGGAAUGCGACAAGCCAGUGCCAGCAAAUGGAGGUAGAUAUUGCAUCGGCGAGAGGAAGAAAUUCAGCACUUGCAACACUACGCCCUGUGAUCCAUCCAAACCACCGUUUCGUGCGGUCCAAUGUUCCUUGUACAAUGAAAGAAGUGUAUUGACUGACGGGCUUCAUCAAUGGACGCCGUACUUGUACGAGAAACAAAAUCCAUGUGCACUUUACUGUAUCAACGAGAAAAACACUUUCACCAAACUAUCCCCUACUGUGAACGAUUCAACUCCUUGUAAAGGCGGCACGAAUUAUAUGUGCCUUUCCGGAGUUUGUAGGAAAGUAGGUUGUAAUUGGGUAAUCGAUUCUGAUGCAAUUGAGGACAAAUGCGGAAUUUGUAAUGGCGACGGAACGAAGUGUACGAUAACUGAGGGAGAUUUUGACGAGCCUUCUGCACAAUCGGCUUAUAUAAAAAUUGUAACCGUACCUCGUGGUGCACGAAGUAUAAUGUUAAUGGAAAAGAAACCUGCGCAGAAUAUAUUCGCAGUGAAAUUGUCUAAAGACAGCAAGUAUUGUUUGAAUGAUAAAAAUCGAGAGGAGAGAAGUGGCGAUUACGAAUGCGCUGGUACGAUGAUUAUUUACUCCCAUCCGGAGCCGGAUAAGGAGGAGAUCGCGAUGAAGGGUCCGAUCGACCAAGAUAUCGAUCUCGAGUACGUGUUUUUCUAUCCCAAAGUGAAUCCAGGGAUUCACUAUAGCUACUCGAGCGGAGUCGUAGACACCAACGUGACCGUUUCACCGAAAUAUAUGUGGGAUUUUGUCGAGUGGACGGAAUGCAGUGCCAACUGUGGUGGUGGCUCGAUGGUGUCCGAACCAACUUGCGUCGAGGAAAACAAUGGAAAAGUCAGUCCAACUUUCUGCGAUGGUAUACCACAUCCAGAACCAAAGAGUCGAGUAUGUAAUCAGGAACCCUGUGUUGCGAAGUGGAGAGUAAGCCAGUGGAGCAAGUGUAGCGCGUGCGACGGUAACAAAGGCACUAGACAUCGUAAAAUUCAAUGCGUGAGAAUGAGUGGUCAACCAGACGAGGAAGCCAUUCAAGCAAAUUUCGAUGCCUGUAAGGGUCGCGUGCCACGACAAACAGAGGAUUGCGUUGGAACGAGACCGUGUAAGAAAACGUGCGAUAAGAAAACUCGAGAAUCUGGAAGAAACGAAUUGAUCGAGGACGACGAAAGGGAUGAAAAUUUAACGGACGAUGAUCGACGUAAGAUGAUCGAUAGAUUUGUGGAUCUCGGUUUGGCACGAUAUCUAGAAAAUAUUCGUGCCUCGACGAAGAUCAUUGGUAAAAGUUACGAUAAAAACGAAUCGAAUGAUUUCCGACGGUUUUUACGAGAUUGGGUGAUGAAUUCUGAAGAGGAGGAGGAGGAAGAGGCAGAGGAGAAGGAGAAGUUGAGAGAAAAGAUGAUCGAAAUUGAGAAUAAGAGAAAACGUACCUGUGAAUUAUCAACUGUUGAGACAAAUUUCACUACCCCAAAACCAGGAUCAAUAAUAAAAGAUUCAAUUCCUGAGGAAAACGUAAUAUUAAUGAAUGCACCCUACAACGAAGAAUCAUUAUUAUCUAAUCUAUCGGAUAAAGCUUAUCAAGAGGCCGGUGACUUAGUUGGAAUGAGUAUCGAUACUAAACACAAGAAAACUUACAAAGGAGCGGAAGCUGUUAGAUUGAUAGAGGAACUCGUUAAUAACAAACAACCGAAGAACAAUAUGUCCGAGAAGUUGGCGAUACAGAGAUCAGAAAAUAAAUCCGAUCUAACUUUAUAGCUUCAUUUUUAUUUUCUCGAUGCCUGUUUUUUUUUUUUUUUUUUUUUAUUUAUUUAUCUAUUUAUUUAUUUUUUUUUUUAUUACUAUUAUUAAGCUCGUCAUCAUUUAAUACCUG